This is a messenger RNA of Daphnia carinata, 1418 nucleotides long. RefSeq names its product RWD domain-containing protein 3-like. Bases 327 to 1196 code for a protein of 289 amino acids. Gene Ontology annotation, molecular function: protein binding. Gene Ontology annotation, biological process: positive regulation of protein sumoylation; positive regulation of hypoxia-inducible factor-1alpha signaling pathway. The transcript has 3 exons. Lineage: Eukaryota; Metazoa; Arthropoda; Branchiopoda; Diplostraca; Daphniidae. The record is from RefSeq and is a predicted model, not a curated record.
UGACACAUUUCAUUUUGAUAUCUUUUUCACGACAAAUGUGCGAUAUUGCCUUCUGAUUUUUGCCUCGUAAUUUGUUAUUUUGAUGGAACCAUCAUUUAAAUUAUAAAGGUGUUUUUUUGUAACGUUUCCUCGACGAGGUAAAGAAAAUAAAGUUCGAAGAGAAAGUUAAGUUUUGUUCUAAUUCUUUUCUUAGUUAUCUUUGUUGCUGCUGGGAAUAAAAGUGACUAAAUUUUUUAAAUAAGUCGUCAGUGGGAAGAGCAACAUUUUAUUACCUAUUUGGAGAUGCAACUGCUCUGCAAGGGGAGCUCCAAGUCUACUCUGGUAGGAUGGAAACAACAGGAUUGAUACAUGAAAUACAUAAUGAUGAUAUUGCUGAUGAAGUUCAAGCUCUCAGUGCCAUCUUAUGUGCAGAUCAGGAAUUCCAGGUGCAAUCUAUCAAUGAAAAAGAAAUAGUGUUAGUGAUCCACCCACAUCAGAUCAAGAAUCAUUUAAUAACUCUCACUGUCAUUUUGGACAUGAAAAGCUACCCCGUUUCUAGUCCACAGUUGUCGGUCCAGAGUCCCAGAUUGAGUCGGGCAGCAUUGGAUAUCAUUGAUACACUAAUCAAGGAAGAGGCCUACAAGUUACGGGGACAGGUGACUAUUUUGUCUUUAAUUGAAUGGUUGGUCAGAUACUGUAACCUUUACGAAGAGAAAACUAUACCAGCAACGGAGUCUUUGACAGGAGAAGCCGAAUACGAAUAUACAACUAUAGCUCAUCUUCAUCACAUCCGUAGCAAAACAAUUUAUGUUAAAACAUUGAGUCAAUGGUUUCGUGAGCUCGAUCUCCACGGAGUCUUGAUCUCCUAUCGAAGAUGGAUAUUCCUCAUGAUUUCGGGAAACAAAAAUAAUCUCCAGGUAUUGUACGUUGCAAAGACAAGUUUGAUCGAUCAGCUAAUACGUUAUCCAUGGAGUCAGUUGUAUCUAAAACGACACAGGACACAGAACGUUGACAUAGACUCCGUUGGAAGGCCAUGUAAAGAGCGUAUGCUGACUGUUCUAGGUCAAGUCGAAGGACGGCUCGAUGCAGCCAGCGUACUGGACGAAGUAGUACUCGAUGAUUCCAGUGAAGACUGGCUGAAAUAUUGGAGUAGUAGGCCAUCAUUAGCGAGUAUCUAUCAGAAAUUUAUUCAGCCACAAACUGGACAGAAGAAAUGAUGAAAGUAAUCACAACACACACCAGCAGGGCAGCAACAAGAGACGUUCAAGUAAUCCGGAAAGAUGAAUGAACAUUAAAAAAAGAAAAAAAAGGACACGCACAAUGUAACAUCUGUUCAAUUCACAUUUUUCCUACUCCGGCGAGAUCACACUCGUCUUUUGCGUUUUCAUCGUUAUGAUACAAAUUGUGUUUUAAUAUACAGUUGUUUUCACGAUAGGAAA